Messenger RNA from Drosophila subobscura, 1530 nucleotides. RefSeq lists its product as uncharacterized. The coding region runs from base 53 to 1108 and encodes 351 amino acids. The transcript has 3 exons. Gene Ontology annotation, biological process: negative regulation of oxidative stress-induced intrinsic apoptotic signaling pathway. Lineage: Eukaryota; Metazoa; Arthropoda; Insecta; Diptera; Drosophilidae. The record is from RefSeq and is a predicted model, not a curated record.
UGUAAAAUUCCCAUUCCAAUUUCUGGAUCACUUAUAUAUUUAGUUUCACAUCAUGUUUGAGAACUCGCUGCUGAUCAUUAAGCCGGACUAUAUGCACAAGCGUCGUCCGGUGCUCCUGAAGCUGCUGGCCGAGGGAUUCCUGCUUAAGGGUAGCCGCAAGUUAGCCUUCUCCCCGGAGUUGGCAGCCGAGUUUUAUGCGGACUAUGCCGACGAGAAGGGCUUCAUGCUGGAGGUUAUACUGCUCUCCAAGGGCGUCUCGGAGGCCUUCAUUGUGACCAAAGAGAAUGCCGUGCAGUCGCUGCUCAACACCAUGAUCUGCUACUUCGGAACAUCCGCGGACCUAGAGCGCAACAUUCACGUGACCAAAAAUGCCCAGAGCGUGGCUCGCGAGAUCAACUUUAUAUUUCCCAACUACAUCCACGAGCCCAAAGCUUUGUUCGAGCGAAAUAGAUUCUGCAACCGACCUAUGCUAAAACAGCUGAUCGGAGAGGUCUACGACAUCCUGCAGAAUCCGGACUGCAGCCAGGACAACUGGAAGGUGCGGGUGUCCGACUACUUGGUGCGCAGCAAUCCCAAGGUGCCGCGAGUCAGCAACCAGUGCCAGGUGCGUCCCGAAGUGGGCAUCCAGAACAAGGCGCAGCAGACAGUGACGACAUAUCCGACCGCCGCGCGGGACGCCCAGCUAAAUUCCAAGAGUAUCAGUUCCGUGUUGUCCAGCACCUCACCGCACUCCUCCAUGCUGCUAACAUCCUCCUCGUGUGUGACUUGCGGCGGCUUCGAUCGCUCCGAGCCGUGCAUCUGCGAACUGGACCUGAACAAGCGCGUGGAGCCCCAGAGCGAUGAGCCUGCCUGCGUGGAAGAGGAGAUAUUGUGGAAGGAGGUUAUCGUCUACGAGGAAGUCGUUCCCGAGGAAGAGGAGUCCAAGGACGAACGUUUUGAGAUCGAGGAGGAGGCCGAAGGCGAGGAGGCUGCCAGCUCGGACGUUGAAUCGGAUCACAGUGCGAUUGCACCGCCUCCACCCCCAGAGCCUGAAAGCGAGUCCGAGUCUGAGGCAGAAGCUCCUCCAGUUGAUGUCGAAGAGGCCACCGCUCCAGCUGCGGCUGAUUAGGUCUCCCCCACACCUGUUGCCCCGUCAUUUAAGCUUUUCCAAAUGUUUUUUCUGUUGUUCUGCCUCUAUCCCUGUCCCUGGCCCAGCAUAGGAAAAAAUGUGAAAACUGCAAGCAAAAAAAAUGCGCGCAAUUUAUUUGCCUCCCCCCCUCCCGCUGCUAAUCCCGUCCUCCUGCAGCUGCGGCAAUGCGCACUCGCAGAAGCAGUGGGAAGGGAAGAGUACUGGGCCUGCAGUUUUUCACUCGGCUUCAGGCCCGUCCAUCGACACACACACACCGUCACUGGGGACGUGGCAAGUACAGCAGCAGAGGCACAACAGCGUCGUCAGAGCGCUUUCGACUUUCCCGCCAGAGUGAGCAGAGUUUUCCUUUUCAUUUUUCCUGCAAGUGUCCAAUAAAAAACGGAGCAAAAGAGAACAAAACU